UUGAAAAUUAUGAAAGAAAACAAAAAAGACUUACAAAAAAAAAUGAAUUAACUGCAGAUGAAUAUCAAGUAAUCAUUACCAAAACAUUAAUAGAUAUUAAAAAAUAUCUAUCAUAUUAUAAAAAACAUUUAACUGAUUACUCAUUUCCUGCAUCUGAUUAUAGUUUGGUUGAAGAUACUAAAGAAUAUA
This is a messenger RNA of Cetraspora pellucida, 189 nucleotides long. NCBI's taxonomy places the organism in Eukaryota, Fungi, Glomeromycota, Glomeromycetes, Diversisporales, Gigasporaceae. The record is from the annotation of a GenBank genome assembly.